Helianthus annuus (common sunflower) is the source of this 2027-nucleotide messenger RNA. Its product is annotated as ATP synthase subunit beta, mitochondrial. Gene Ontology annotation, biological process: proton transmembrane transport; proton motive force-driven mitochondrial ATP synthesis. Bases 125 to 1777 code for a protein of 550 amino acids. NCBI's taxonomy places the organism in Eukaryota, Viridiplantae, Streptophyta, Magnoliopsida, Asterales, Asteraceae. The transcript has 9 exons. The record is from RefSeq and is a predicted model, not a curated record. Gene Ontology annotation, molecular function: proton-transporting ATP synthase activity, rotational mechanism; ATP hydrolysis activity; ATP binding.
UGUGUACGAAUCUAAAGAGCGUUGUAAAAUCUUAAAAACCCCCCAAAAUUCCCCUCAUUUUCAGAUCACAGUCUCCCCCGAGACGAACCCAAUCCACACAUUUCAAACCCUACAAACCCUAACCAUGUCUUCACGGCGGCUCCUCGCCACCCUCCUCCGCCGCUCCCUCCACCGCUCCCCCGUCACUCAUUCCACCAGAUCCUCCGCCGCACGCGCUCUCUCCCACACUCCCUCACCCCCUCCCCCUCAUUUCACCCGUUACACCACCUACUCCACCUCAACCGCCGCUCCAUCUCCGCCACCACCCGUCUCCGGAUCUCACGACGGCAAGAUCACCGACGAGUUCACCGGCGCCGGUUCUAUCGGACAAGUGUGUCAGGUGAUUGGUGCUGUUGUUGAUGUUAGGUUUACCGAAGGAUUACCGCCGAUCCUCACGGCUCUUGAGGUUUUGGAUAACUCGAUUCGGUUGGUUUUGGAAGUGGCGCAACAUUUGGGGGAGAAUAUGGUGAGGACUAUUGCUAUGGAUGGUACUGAAGGACUUGUUAGAGGUCAACGUGUUCUUAAUACUGGUUCUCCUAUCACUGUACCUGUUGGCAGAGCUACUCUUGGUCGUAUUAUUAAUGUUAUUGGAGAGCCUAUCGAUCAUAGAGGCGAUAUCAAGACCGAUCACUAUUUGCCUAUUCAUAGGGAGGCGCCCGCUUUUGUUGAGCAAGCAACUGAACAACAGAUCCUUGUCACUGGUAUCAAGGUCGUAGAUCUUCUUGCACCAUAUCAAAGAGGAGGAAAGAUUGGUCUGUUUGGCGGUGCUGGUGUUGGAAAAACUGUUCUUAUCAUGGAGCUUAUUAACAACGUUGCUAAGGCCCAUGGUGGUUUCUCUGUAUUUGCUGGAGUCGGAGAACGAACCCGUGAGGGUAAUGAUUUGUACAGAGAAAUGAUGGAAAGUGGUGUCAUCAAGCUAGGUGACAAGCAGAGUGAGAGCAAGUGCGCUCUUGUGUAUGGUCAAAUGAAUGAACCACCAGGUGCUCGUGCUCGUGUUGGGCUGACCGGGUUGACCGUGGCUGAACACUUCAGAGAUGCUGAAGGACAAGACGUGCUUCUAUUUAUUGACAACAUUUUCCGUUUCACUCAGGCUAACUCUGAGGUGUCUGCUUUGUUGGGUCGUAUUCCGUCUGCCGUGGGUUAUCAACCAACUUUGGCUACCGAUCUUGGAGGCCUUCAGGAACGUAUCACAACAACUAAAAAGGGUUCCAUUACAUCCGUGCAAGCAAUUUACGUGCCUGCUGACGAUUUAACAGAUCCUGCUCCCGCAACAACAUUUGCUCACUUGGAUGCCACUACUGUGCUAUCCCGACAGAUCUCUGAGCUUGGUAUUUACCCUGCUGUCGAUCCACUUGACUCGACAUCUCGUAUGCUUUCACCCCAUAUUUUGGGAGAGGAUCAUUACAAUACAGCUCGUGGUGUACAAAAGGUUCUUCAGAAUUACAAGAAUCUUCAAGAUAUUAUCGCAAUUCUUGGAAUGGACGAGCUUAGUGAAGACGAUAAGUUGACAGUUGCUCGCGCUCGCAAGAUUCAAAGGUUCUUGAGUCAACCCUUCCACGUUGCUGAAGUUUUCACCGGUGCCCCUGGUAAAUAUGUCGAGUUGAAGGAAAGCAUUGGUAGUUUCCAGGGAGUGUUGGAUGGAAAGUAUGAUGACUUACCAGAACAAUCAUUCUACAUGGUUGGUGGUAUCGAUGAGGUCAUUGCCAAGGCCGAAAAGAUUGCCAAGGACAACGCUUAGAUGACAACUCUCGUUUUUCUUAUUUGUUGUUACCGUUUGGAAUAAUUGUCGAUUUUGGUGGCGGUUCUGUUUCCAGAAAACCUACAUGUACCGGAAUUUUUUAUUUCGCUAGCCGAUGAUAUGUUGGCUUUGUUUUGUGAUAGAGAAAGCUGAGACGAUGUUUAUCCCUUUGUUUUAUUGUGAGAUAAUAAGUGGGGACAAUUGUUGGAGUUGUACAUUUUUUUUGUUUAUGGUAUACUUGCAUUUUAAC